Molecule: messenger RNA, 1014 nt
Organism: Onychostoma macrolepis
Lineage: Eukaryota; Metazoa; Chordata; Actinopteri; Cypriniformes; Cyprinidae
Product: endonuclease domain-containing 1 protein-like
Exons: 4
Coding region: 82-1014 (310 amino acids)
Molecular function (GO): nucleic acid binding; metal ion binding; hydrolase activity
Source: RefSeq, a predicted model, not a curated record
GUGAAAACACACUUCUUGUGAAGAACAACACAUAGGCCUGCAUAAACCAGUGAGAACUUGAUAAUCCAUCAUCUCUUCAUCAUGAUGCUGCUUCUUCAUGUGCUGAUGCUGUCUCUUCUCUCCGGUGGUUUGGCCAAAGUUGUGCAGGAUUUUGAGAGUGAAUGUCGUCAAUUUUUUGCAAAUGGAAAAUCACCAACAAGAUUUUCUGAAUCACAGUAUAAGCAGAUCUGCCAAACUCUAGAUAAUGAUGUUUAUUAUGCCACAUUCUAUGACACUGACAACAAGAUCCCCGUGUACUCAGCCUACAAGUUUGAAGGUUUAAUGGGCUGCACAAGACUAAACAAGUGGUACAUUGAACCUCAACUUGACAGUAAUAAUGCAUCACCAAACAUGCAACUGGAGAAAGAUGUGAAAAAACAAGGACGUGGAGCCCGUCAAGCUCUCAAUGGAGACUAUGAGAAGUCUCGUUUUGACAAAGGUCAUCUGGCACCAGUCUACCAGGCAAACUCACAGAUCUGUGCUGAUGCCACCUUCACUCUCACCAAUGCUGCUCCACAAAACCCCUCUUUUAACCGAGGUCAGUGGAGGGUACUAGAAGGAAACAUUGCAAAAGAACUGUCUGAUCAAUGUCUACCAAAUAAGUAUUCUGUUUACAUUGUGACAGGGGUGGUACCUGGAAAUAAUAACAUAAACAAUAGAGUGAAAGUGCCUAGUCAUUUCUGGACUGCAUACUGCUGCUUAGACAACAAUAAUAAAUGUCAGAUCUCAAGAGGGUUUAUUGGAGAGAAUACGAACAUUGCUCCCAAAAACAAAACUAUUGAUGAUAAUAAUAAAGGAGCACAUGUGGCAUGUGAGGGGACUGUGAAUAUACAAAUACGUGGAGGCCGUCAAGCUCUUAAUGGAGACAGUAACCGCUCUGGAUACCACAAAGAUCACCUGCACCAGUCCUCCAGGCAAACUCACAGACAAACUUCACUCUCACCAAUGCUGCUCCACAAGACGGUUAUUUUGUAA